UGUAGUUUAUAGUAUCAAAAACAACAGGAGAUGAGCUUGUCUUCUUCGUGUGGAUUACUGAUAGGAUAGUUAGGAUUACAAACUCCAAGUAGAUGGACUGCAUUCUUUAGGGGAUAAUGUUCUAACACAGUCUAUCACAACUCAAAGGGAAAACAUGGAUUACAGCAACAAGACGCCCAUCCUGGUCUUUUUCAUAGUGGUCUUUGCGAGCUGUGUUCCAGGUCAAAGGUUACCUGCACCAGAGAACUUGCAAGUGAAUAUUUUGGAUGGAGAGGUGCUUGUACACUGGGAUAAACCAGCUGAUGCCCCUUCAGAUGUGCAGUACAAUGUACAGUUUGGAAGGUACGCAGGAGAGUGGAUGGGGGUGAACAAGUGUACUAAAAUAACUGAAAGCUUCUGUGACCUAACCCACCGAAUAGAAGAUCACAUGGGAAUCUACAAAGUUCGAGUUCAGUUGGUGGCAGGCGGCGCCCAUUCUGAGUGGAGACUGAUAAAAAAAAUUCUCCCUAAUUCAAGUGAGCUGCAGCCCCCCUCUUUCACUAUGUGGGCUACUUCAAGCAUUCUUACCGUCCGUAUUCAUGAAAAGCCUAUUUUAAGAAAACUUUUUCUGUUUGGAAUAAUCUAUACAAUCUAUCUUGUAGAGAAGGAGCAAAAUAAGACUACAGUUGCAUAUCUCAAAGACGAUAUCUGGGACCACCAGAAGACUAAAAAUUUCAACUCUUUACACUGGGGCAAAGAAUACUGCGUUACUAUCAAAGUAGAGGGAAAUGGAGGAGUAGUAAGCAGCCUGUCACCUGAACAAUGUGUUGUAUUACCAGAGCAAGAAUGGAUCAUAACUGCAGUUGUAGCAUUUACUAUUAUGGUUGCUCUAUGCAUAGCUGCCUUUAUCACCGCCUUUAUUCUGUGUUAUGUGAAGCGACCAGCGAAGACACCUGUUGUACUUAAAUCCCCUGCUCGUGGGUUGCGUCCGCUAUCUAUUGGAGAGGUCACUAUGGAAAUUGUUACAGACAAGGGGUGGUUCCUGUCCAGUGCAGGAACAGAAGUGAAACAUGCUUUCAAAAAUCUGCCUACAACUUACAUUGAAGAUCAGAAAAGUGGCGAAGAGGACAGGAGGCCUAGCACAGACAGCGGAGUCAGCAUCAAGUCCACCUCUGACAACACCAGACAAGAAGACAGUGGGUGUGGCAGCAUAGGAGCACAAGACGUCCUUUGCAAUUACCCUAUUCAAGAUGAAGGAAGUGAUACUCUCAGUAAGUCAGAUGACAGUGGAGUGGGACUGAACUGCCACUCAGAUGCCUCUUCACUAAAUCUAGAAGAUCAAGAGAGUGGAUGUUUGAACAAGUCUGGGGAAUAUCACAAACAGCACCUGUUAACUGUAAACAUUCAUGACUGUGACGAUGAAGACAUUAAAGAGAUGCUUCCACAGCCACAACUAAUCAGUGUGGUGUCAGGCUACAGGAAAAACGCCUCAAUUUGCACCUGUUCAGGGGCUAAUCUGUGUAUUUGGUGUUGUAAUCAAGACAAUUACAGAGGACAAUAUAAAGGAUUACAUAAAAAUAACAACAUGGAGGUGGAGUCUUACGGAUAUUAUUCUCAAAAAGUUCAAAUGGACAUAAUGGACAGAACAAAAACAAAUAUGACUUUAGUACAAAUGGAGGAAACUUUUCCCAUGUUGACCUCUCUAUCAUCAUUCCCUCUGAUGGAAAAGGAGCGGGACUUUAACAUGAAUGACUUGCCAAUCUCUCUGUGUGAUGUAGAGUUUAACCACCACUGAUGUUACAUAGAGCUGUCUGGACCCAUGAUCAGUAUUCACUGUCUCUAUGAGAACAGGCUGAUUGUUCAGUGUUAAUUAUGAAGACUGAGUUACUUUAUGGGGAAAGGAAGUUUUUACCACAGAGACGUGGUUGACUUCAUUUCACCUUGAAUCUCUGAGUUAUUGAAAACUGACAGCAAACACCGGAUGUGAAACUGCCAUGGGGUAACGUGCAGGGAAACUGUACACUUAUGUGUGUUUGGACAUUUUGACAUUUCUCUGCCUUCUCAGCCGCCGCCUACCCAAACUGAGAGUCUAUCACAUACUUUUUAAUGCCCUACUACAUCCUACUGA
Molecule: messenger RNA, 2107 nt
Organism: Periophthalmus magnuspinnatus
Lineage: Eukaryota; Metazoa; Chordata; Actinopteri; Gobiiformes; Gobiidae
Gene: il10ra
Product: interleukin 10 receptor, alpha
Exons: 7
Coding region: 155-1774 (539 amino acids)
Molecular function (GO): protein binding
Source: RefSeq, a predicted model, not a curated record